Molecule: messenger RNA, 1446 nt
Organism: Nakaseomyces glabratus
Lineage: Eukaryota; Fungi; Ascomycota; Saccharomycetes; Saccharomycetales; Saccharomycetaceae
Product: KH domain-containing protein
Biological process (GO): 3'-UTR-mediated mRNA stabilization
Cellular component (GO): cytoplasm; nucleus
Molecular function (GO): mRNA 3'-UTR AU-rich region binding
Source: RefSeq, a predicted model, not a curated record
AUGGAUCUUGAGUCUCAAGUGCGAUUGAGGUGUCUUUACUCAAAGGAAGAGUUCUAUGCACUAAAGAUCAUAUACCCAGAUUGGAGGAAUAGGAUCAAUAAUAUACCAAAAUUUGACAAUAGAUCAAGGACUGCCAAACCAAACAGUAUACAGACAGCCAAGAGAAACCAUGAAGUACCUAAUGGUAAUUCUGUUGUGAAGAAGAAGUUUGCUUCUGCUGUCACUGUGAAGAAUACCAAAGAAGAUGAGUAUCUUCGUGACUAUGUCAUUACUUUAACUGGAUCAAUAAAUGACGUGUCCUUGGGACUUCUAAAUCUUCUUAUAAUGGUCAACAAUCCUAAAGUUACAAGAAUAAUAGAUUCUGUUGAAAAACCCUUUUUAAAAAGACUUUUAAUAAGAGCAGAUCCAACUUUCUUCAAUAAUGUCAAUGAUAUCAAGAAAUUGAGCUUUAUAAGGAUGCUGGUUUCAAAUACAAAUUUAUCGAAGGUUCUGGGAUCAGAAGGACACAGGAUAGCCGACCUACGUGAUAAAUAUGACCUGAGAAUGAAAGCUUCAAAAUAUAAGCUCUCUCAAAGUACAGAUCGUGUUUUCGAGAUUGAAGGUCUCGCACAAAACAUAAUCGAAGCGCUUGUUGAAAUUAACAAUAUUAUUUUGAGAGAGAAAACGACGAAUUCUGAACAGGUAUCGCAGGUAGAAUAUGAACCUACCCCUAUAAAGCCCAAUAAGAAGAAGAAAAGAUCCAAGAAGAAGACCAAGAAACCGAAUGGUGAUUCGAUACAAGGUAAGAGCUCAACACAGGAAGGUGUUGAUCGAUCGGAGUCAAACUUAUCCGAGAAGAAAAGAGAUAACUCUAACCAAAAUAAAAACGAUACCGGUAGUGAUAGCGCUAGUAUGAGCAAGACCAUAAUAUCCCCCAAGGAAGCACAUGAUCAGAACAAUACACCUGAGUUGCAAACUUCUAAUCAUAGCAAACGUGCGGUAUCUAAUGAACAAACUCAAGAACAUAAUACACUACAGAAGGUGUCCUCACAAAGAUCGCUUAACUCUAAUCAUUCAAGGAAGACCUCUGACUCAUCUACAGCUUCAAAAACACUCUUAUUACAUACUUCUGGUACCGAUACUAUAAUAUCUUCAGAUCAACAGAUGUUUGUGGAUAUAAUAUUGAUCCCCGAAGGCUAUGUAGGCAGACUUGUUGGUAAAGGUGGUAGCAGGUUAGCCAAUCUGCGGAAAUUUACAAGGACCAAGAUACUUAUAGAUGAACGAGGUAGUAAAGACGAGAGCAAGUAUAGGAAAUUCACUAUCACUAGCUCCGACGAAAAGAAUGUACAAAGAGCUAAAGCGCUACUACAGGCAAACCUGGUUGAAGAGCAAAGAAGGGACAGAGAAAAGCUUGAAAACAAGAUCAAGAAACACCUUCUCAACGAAAACAAUGAAGAACACUUGUAA